GUUUGGACUUUGUUUAAUUCAUAUUUCCUCUUAGAGCGUCCUGUUUUGAGCGAGUGCAUGAAGCGCUACUAACCGGUGCCGGGAUUCUGAUAGGAGAUAGGCUUAGCACUUGCUUUUGGACGAUUUUUUUUUAUUUUUUAUUGCGUCUAAGUCCUCGAUUUGACCAGUUUCCUGGGAAAAUAACGGCUGUGAUCAAUUAAUGAUAGGAGGCGCAUUUGACACACAUUUGAUUCAAUCCUAAAUCCCGAUCUAUAUGGGAAAUGCAUGUUUUGAGAAGCACUACAGCCGGAGGCGGAUCACCACGUCCAAGUCCAAGACCGCAGCCUGUCACUCUUGUGGACCGGGAUACAAGACACCCCUGGACGCCAUGAAGGGCCCCAGGGAGCAGAUCGUCUACCUGCCCUGUAUCUACCGCAACACAGAGUUCAUGAAGCCAGACUACCUGGCCACCGUGGACGUGGACCCCAAGUCCCCCACCUACUGCCAGGUGAUCCACCGGCUGGAGGUGCCUAACCUCCGUGACGAGCUGCACCACACCGGCUGGAACGCAUGCAGCAGUUGCCACGGCGACGCCACCAAGAGCCGCAGCCUCCUCAUCCUCCCGGCGCUCAUCUCCUCCCGCAUCUACGUGGUCGACGUGGCGACGGACCCCCGGGCGCCACGCAUGCACAAGAUCGUGGAGCCCACGGAGCUGAUGUGGAAGUGUGGUCUGGCGAACCCUCACACCAGCCACUGCCUGGGCAAUGGGCAGAUCAUGAUCGGCUGCAUCGGAGACCCGUCUGGCAAUGGCAAAGGUGGGUUUGCCCUGCUGGACGGGGAGUCCUUCGAGGUACUGGGGAACUGGGAGAAGCCGGGCGACGCCACGGCCUUUGGCUACGACUUCUGGUACCAACCGCGGCACAACGUGAUGAUCAGCACCGAGUGGGGUGCCCCCAAGGCCCUGGCCAAGGGCUUCGACAUGCAGCACGUCAAGGAAGGCCUCUACGGGACCAGCAUCCACGUGUGGGACUGGACCAGCCGCGAGAAGCUGCAGAGCAUCGACCUGGGCAUGGAGGGCGCCGUGCCGCUGGAGGUGCGCUUCCUCCACGAGCCCAGCGCCGCCGAGGGCUACGUGGGCUGCGCCCUGGGCUCCACCGUCUACCGCUUCUUCAGGACCAAGAAGGGAGACUGGACCACAGAGCUGGUGAUCAAGGUUCCCAGUAAGAAGGUGGAGGGCUGGGCGAUGCCAGAGAUGCCAAGUCUCAUCACGGACAUCCUCAUCUCCCUGGACGACCGCUACCUGUACUUCAGCAACUGGCUGCACGGAGACAUCCGUCAGUAUGACAUCACCGACAGGAGCAAGCCGCGAUUGGUCGGCCAGGCGUUCCUGGGGGGCAGCAUCCAGAGCGACGGGGCUGUGCGGGUGCUGGAGGACCCCGAGGACCGGGAGCAGCCCCCCCCCUGCGUCAUCAAGGGUAAGCGCAUCCAGGGGUCUCCCCAGAUGCUGCAGCUGAGCCUGGACGGUAGGCGGCUGUACGUCACCACGUCUCUCUACAGCGCCUGGGACAAGCAGUUCUACCCCGACAUGCUCAAGGAGGGCUCUGUGAUGAUGCAGCUGGACGUGGACAACGUCAACGGGGGGAUCGUCCUCAACAAGGACUUCCUGGUGGACUUCGGGAAGGAGCCCCACGGCCCGGUCCUGGCCCACGAGCUGCGCUACCCCGGGGGCGACUGCACCUCCGACAUCUGGCUGUAGGACCCCCACAUCUGGCUCUAGACCCCCAACAUCUGGCUCUAGACCCCCCACAUCUGGCUGGCUGUAGACCCCCCACAUCUGGCUCUAGACCCCCACAUCUGUCUCUAGACCCCCCACAUCUGGCUGGCUCUAGACCCCAACAUCUGGCUGUAGACCCCCCACAUCUGGCUCUAGACCCCCCACCUCUGGCUGGCUGUAGACGCCCCACAUCUGGCUGUAGACCCCCCACAUCUAGCUGGCUGUAGACCCCAACAUCUGUCUCUAGACCCCCCACAUCUGGCUGGCUGUAGACCCCAACAUCUGGCUGUAGACCCUCCCACAUCUGGCUGUAGACCCCCCACAUCUGGCUGUAGACCCCCACAUCUGGGUGGCUCUAGACCCCCACAUCUGGCUCUAGACCCCCCACAUCUGGCUGGCUGUAGACCCCAACAUCUGCCUGUAGACCCUCCCACAUCUGGCUGUAGACCCCCCACAUCUGGCUCUAGACCUCCCCCACAUCUGGCUGGCUCUAGACCCCUUACGCCCAGCCUUAGCUCUAGACGCAGCCCCUCUCCUCUAGCUGUGGACUGAACCUACUAUCCCCGGUCCAGGGGCCCGAGACCGACUCGGGGCCCUCCAUCUCUCACAGGCACGCCUUCAGGCACGCACACACAAACUGGGGCGCACGCACGCACUCACUCGGGUGCGUGCGCACACACCCACGCUUGCACGCGCACGCACACACACAAAAACAAACUAGCAAACAAAUAAACGCUCAUACAGAGUCGGACGCACACAAACACAGACAGACAGACAGACAGAGACAGACACAGACACACACACACACGCACGCACACGCACACGCACACACACACGUUGGUCUUACCGUAUAAAUCAUGUUAGUUUAUAUAGGUUACUAAGUAUCCAGUAAUGCUUAACACAUGGUAAUCUUGAUCGACAGCACAUGCUGCAGUAGAAGAAUGCAGUCUGAAUGGAGCUGGGGGGGUCGUGGUAGUUCAUCCUCUCAUCUUGUGGUUUGUGAUUCACUUUGAUUGUCCGGCCCAGGGGUUAGUGUUCCCUGGGGUCGUCCCCAGGUCAAAGUAGGCUUUAGAACGUAUACCAGAAAUACUAUGAUACCUUCAAGGAAAUUAAUAAUAAAAAAAAACGUCCUUUUAUAACACGAAAACAUUCAACAAAUGGCACUGUGAAUGUUGUUUAACAGAGCCUGUUGCCAUGGUUUUCCACUUUUACCUGGCCUCAAUCGUUUCUGAACGCUGGUAAAUGAUUCCUGGUAAUGAAUUGUACAUUCCAGUACUCUGAUGAUAAAUCAGAGAUAUCACUAACAUGGGUUAUGUUAUUAACAUGAGUAUAGAUUCUGAUUCAGCACUUUACUGUUAUGACACUUA
Molecule: messenger RNA, 3120 nt
Organism: Gadus chalcogrammus (walleye pollock)
Lineage: Eukaryota; Metazoa; Chordata; Actinopteri; Gadiformes; Gadidae
Gene: selenbp1
Product: selenium binding protein 1
Exons: 12
Coding region: 254-1735 (493 amino acids)
Molecular function (GO): selenium binding; protein binding
Source: RefSeq, a predicted model, not a curated record